Prosopis cineraria is the source of this 4773-nucleotide messenger RNA. RefSeq names its product BTB/POZ domain-containing protein At1g50280-like. The record is from RefSeq and is a predicted model, not a curated record. Lineage: Eukaryota; Viridiplantae; Streptophyta; Magnoliopsida; Fabales; Fabaceae.
AUGCCCAAGCUUUGUGAUUUGCAAGUCCACGAAAGCGAUAAUGACUUAGCUUCAUUUCUUUUGCAGAAGGUUAUAUCAAGAUACUACGCCGGGUUGAAGAAAAUCAUCGAUCAACGAAGGAGACGAAGCCCUCAUCAGAUCAAUAACUUGAGGAUUGAAAUCGAUGAUUUCCCUGGAGGCCCGAAUGGGUUUGAGCUGGUUUGCAGAUUCUGUUACAACAAUGGCAGAAUCCCGAUCACUCUAUCCAAUGUGGCUCUCCUCCAUUGCUGCUCUCUUCAUCUCGGAAAGGAUGAUGAAAUGCUCUCUGACAAUCUCCUGCGACAAACAGAGUCAUUUCUUGAGGAAAUCUAUUGCUGGAAAUGGAAAAACUUGCUCGUCAGUCUACGGAAUUGUGAUCUAUUUUAUGACUAUGCAGAAUCCUAUGGUCUUCUGGACAAGUUCAUUUGUGCACUCUUAGCAAAGAUUGCCCAAAACUCAUAUACGAACCCCCUUAGCACCUCCUCGUCUUCUCCAGAAACUAGUUCUGCCAAGAGAUUCUCUUCUUCAACCAAAGCUAUCCCAGAAACCACCAGGUCAAUGCUACCAACAAAAGCAUGGUGGUUUCAGGAUUUGGGUCAUCUACCGCCUAAGAUCAUUAAGAAACUUGUUCAGAAUCUUAGGGCAUAUAAAACAAAUAACACAAACUUGAUGCUCACCAGAUUUCUUCUUCAUUAUCUAAGAGCAUCGACUCAAAUCAGAGGCAAAGAGAGCUAUUGCAGAGCUAGAAACAGAAGAGAGUUUGUAGGUCUUGCAGAAACAGCAGCCCGUGGAGUCAUAUUAGUCGGCAAGGAGUCCUUCUCUUGCAGAGGACUGUUUUGGGUAUUGAGGAUUGUAUCUAGGUUUGGGUUGGGAAAGGAAUGCAGAAUGGAACUGGAAAAAUUGAUCGAUGGGAUGCUUGAUCAAGCCACGUUAGACGAUUUGCUGGUUUCCGGUCAUGAUAUGGGAGUUUAUUACGAUGUUGAUUUAGUGAUAAGAUUGGUUAGAGUGUUUGUUAAGAUCAAUGAAGCUGAAUCUGAUGAUGGGCUAUCUGUACUGAAACUGAAGAAGGUUGGCAGAUUGAUUGACAAUUAUCUGCGGGAGAUUCCGGACCAGAACCUCAAGAUCUCUAAGUUUCUGGGAGUUGCAGAGUGUUUGCUAGAUAGUGCCAGGGAUUGCUUUGAUGGGGUUUACAGAGCCAUUGACAUCUAUAUCGAGUCGCAUCCAGGAAUGGGAUUUGAGGAGAGAUCAAUAUUGUGCAGAUGCCUUAAUUACAAGAAACUGACCCUCCCGACGAGCAAAGAUGUUGCCAGAAAUCCCAGAAUCCCCCCUAGGAUCACCAUGCAGGCUCUCAUUUCUCAGCAAUCAAAGCAGGAUAUUGGUAUUGAGAGUACUGGACAAGACAUGAGAUUAGACCUCGAGAGAAUGCAAUGCAGGGUCAUUGAAUUAGGGAAGUUGUGUAGGGAGAUCAAUGGCCAGAUAUCCACCUUACUCAUUCAUCCUUCUCGCGUUAGAGCCAUCCCCAGAUUUUGUUGAUUAUCUAUCAUCACAUACUCGUACACAUGCAUCUCCGAUUGUAUAAAUAUGUAAUUUUUGUUGGUGACACUGGCAGAAACGCAAACGAUGAAGUACGAAUUACUUGAGUCAUGCCCGAAAGGACACUGUCCUUAAUAACUAUCCCGGCACACCUUCCGACGACCGGCAGUUCUCCAGGAUUAAACAAGCACUUCCUCGACGAAACGAGGGAACAAAACAAUAGAGACUAAAAGUAAACACAGACGAAUAGACAGAGGGAGGAGAGAACCCUGAAAACUCAAGAGGAUUGUAUUGCUCUGUCUGCACCCAUGGCUAUAUAUAGCCUGAAGGUGGAGACAUGAACGUUGGGGGGUCACCACCGGAUUAAAGGCUCGGUUAUACUGUCAUAAAAAUCAUUUAAACACUUGUUUGGAAACGUUGGGGUUGAUUAUAUAGAUUGUACUACACUUCAUCAUUUACUAAGUUUUUAGAAUAUUAUUAAUUAAAAGAUCUUUAGCCAACAACUAUCCUCAAUGGUAGAAAUUAUUAGUAUAAAUGGUAAUUGUGUAUUGAGGUUGAAUGCCGAGUAUACAAAAUUUCAUGUGGCUUAUAAUCUGUUUGAGAAUAUGUUUUCUUACUUGAAACUGUGGAUGGCAUAGAAUAGUAGUUAAUGUGAUAUUGUUGCUUAAAAGGGAAGAUUAUUGUUAUGUGGGACAUUAUUUUAAAAUGCCAUAUCACAAACAUUUCAUGGCCUUGUUGACUACCUUAGCUAUGAAUUUUUACUUAAACCCUGCUAAUGGUUUGGUUUUUUAAAAGGUUUACUAAAGAGUUGUUGAGUAAGGCGUUUGUCACGAAUUGGUGUUAUUUUUGUGCAUUCGGUGAGAUUUUAAAGUAGUUAGCUAGCUUACAUGGUGUUUUAGAUUAAUUGUUGUUGCUCACCGUAAGUGCAUGGAUCGUAGUAAAUAAUAUAAGAAAAGUAAAGUAUCAUUCUCUCAAUAAUUUGUCUAAAAAUGAUGAUUAUCAAGUAAAAGAUUAAGUAAGUUCAACUAAAUUAAGCCAAACAUAAUUAGGAAAAAGUUGAUUUUACAAACUAAACUAAUACUAGAAAAUAGAAAAAAGUAAUUGAUUCACACACUUUAAACACAAAUUGAGUCCUAGAAUUAUUUAUCCCCCUUGCAUUUCAUAACACCAAAAUUAUCUCAUCUCAUAAAUGCUUUUAAUAAAGAUAAGUGCUAAAUUAGAGUUCUAAAAAUACUUGGACAAACUCUCUCAAGCCAUGAACAAGUAUGUAGUUAAAUUAAUUACCCAAUCUCUUAUUAUAAUUAAUAAAAUUCAAUUUUAAACACCAACCCUAAUGUGGCUAUGCAAGGCUAGCAAGUAUAUCUCUAUCUUAUUAGCAAAACUAUCCAUUCAACAUGUAAAUAUCAAGUUCUUGCACUAUUUUACCCAAGUUCUAUAUUCAACCUAGCCCUCUCAAGCAUCAAUCAAGUAAACCCAACAUUUAAAUGGUAGCCAAUCACUUAGAAGCAUUAAGAAAAGAGUAAAAUAAACACAUAUAUAUCAUUAAUCAUUAGAAGAGAGGAGGAACUUCAUGUUCAUCCAUACAAGGGUUCCAAAUAAUCCUAGAACAAAGAGUUUAACUACUCAUAAUCAUCCACAAACUGUAAAUAUAUAAAAAAAAUUGGACCCAUUUCAGAUUACAAAAGAGGAAAGGGAAGAGGAAUGAAAAAACCAAAGAAAAUGAGCUCUAAAUGUCUUCAAAGCUUCAAUCUCUUGAUCUUAACUCUUCCAAUACCCAAAUCCUAACACGACCAAGCUCUAAAUGUGUCUAAAAUUGAGUAGAAUAACUUCUGGGUUGAGCUCUUUGAAUAUAAGUGUCCCACUCAAUCAAUUUUAGAUUUAAUAAAAUGUAACAUUUUUCUGACAGUGGUGAAAGUCGCAAACAAAAAUCACGACUUUGGAACAACUUUGACAAUUUUACACUAUUUUUGCAGCUAACAAAAUUAUUCACUGUGUUUGAUUUCUUCAUCCAAAAGCCUUCCAAAAAUAUCAACAAAGCUCCAGAAAUGCAUCUAAUCUAAUCUUAAACCAAAAUAACAUGAAAUUAGGCAAAAAAUAUCAAAUCAAAUCCAAGAAUACAAACCUAAAACAAAAUGUACAUUUUUCUAAUUUGGACAAUAAAAACAUAUAUAAUUGAGUCAAAAUGGAUUAGAAUCUAAAAAAAUGUAAUGAAAUAAUAUGAAAUUUUAGAGGUUAAUAAUUGUUCCUAAAUUUAGCUUUGAAAAUUUCAAUGGCAUUAGCCUCUUACGCCUCUUCAUCCAAAGUUUGAUGGCAUUAGACAAAUAACAUCCAAUGGUGUUAGCCUUCUUAUGUGGUAAACUUGUUUUUCUAUUACAAAAGCACAGAACUUCAAAACAAUGCAAGCAAAUCCACUCCGUUAUGAUUGCUUCUAGCUUUUCAGAUGACAACUUGUUGCUUAACGAACUCAUUCACUAUAUUGCAUUCUAUCAACCCGCCCUCUUUCCUAUGCUUCCCUUCUUAUUACUAUAUAUUCCCCUAUCAAUUGCUUCUUUAAUAAAAUGAUUGAGGCUCUCUCCUACUUUCCUUACCUUCAUAUAACCCUUUCUUGCUAUGCAAGAAUGCUUCAAAAUGGCAUACAUCUAGAUAAACACACCUUCCCUUUGCUUCUUAAGAUGUUCUCCAAGUCUAAUAUUCAAGAUCCACUUAUGCUUUAUGCUCAAAUUCUUAAAUUCAGGUUACAUUUUGAUCUUUUUGUUUGAAAUGCUUUAAUUCAUGCUUUUUCUAAUUCUGGGUUUAUGAAGUGUGCAUGCCAAGUGUUUGAUAAAAGUUUCUUGUAAGAUGUUAUUGCAAGGACUGCAUUGAUUGAUGGGCAUGCCAAAAAUGAUUGUUCGAGAGAGGUAUUAAGCUACUUUGUGAAGAUGACAUCAACAAGUAAGACUGGCAUUGAUGGGGUAGUCAUAGUUAGCAUUUUUCAUGCAACUACUUUGUCAAGUGAUAAUUAUUUCAAGAUAGAUUCACAGGUCUUAUAUUGUUAGGGCUCGAGUUCAAUUGGAUGCUUAUAUUUGCAGCAUUUUUAUAGAUAUAUAUGUUAAGUGUAGUUAUUAUGAUGAUGCCCGCAAAGUGUUUGAUGAAAUGCCACAUAAAAAUGUAGUUUCUUAAACUGUACUAAUCAAUGAUUACAUAAAAUUCAAGAGGUAUAAAGAUGCGCUUCUUGUCUUCUAA